Messenger RNA from Strigops habroptila (Kakapo), 1979 nucleotides. RefSeq names its product sushi domain containing 5 (gene SUSD5). The transcript has 5 exons. Gene Ontology annotation, biological process: cell adhesion; Notch signaling pathway. Bases 1 to 1860 code for a protein of 619 amino acids. Lineage: Eukaryota; Metazoa; Chordata; Aves; Psittaciformes; Psittacidae. The record is from RefSeq and is a predicted model, not a curated record. Gene Ontology annotation, molecular function: hyaluronic acid binding.
AUGGCUUCAGGCUGUCAGAGAUUCUCUCUCACCUUUCUCCAGGUCGUGGGAUCUGCCUUCUUCAUCCUUCAGAUCAUCUCUGUUCAGGCUGAUGGGAAAGUGUUUGCACUUGAGUCCAAGAACAACUCUCAGGGUCUGGAUUUAGCUGAAGCUAAGAAAGCUUGUGUUGACCUGAAUGCUCGCUUAGCAACUGCAGAAGAACUGAAAAGGGCUGUUCUGGACUGUUCUUUCACUGGCUGCUCCACGGGAUGGCUCGACGGUGGCUCUGUUGGGACAAUUAUAUGCAGAAAGACGGGCAACAAACAGCAGAGCGUGAAAGCCAUUGAUGUUAAAAUUGAAAACGACCCCUUUGUGAAUGACCACUAUGACGCUUUUUGUGUAAAGGAUGAAGACAAGCCCUGCGGGGACCCACCUUCCUUCCCCCACACCAUCCUGCAUGGCCACACUGGCUUUGAAAUGGGGGACGAGCUGCUGUAUGUUUGCGCCCAGGGGUACAUCAUGGGCAACAAGGAGACAGCAUUCACGCUGCUCUGCAAUAGCUGCGGGGAGUGGUACGGGCAGGUUCAGGCCUGUGUCAAAGAUGAAACCGAGGCACACAUUGACUAUGAAGAUAACUUUCCUGAUGACAGAUCAAUACCUAUUGUUGAGAAUGAACACGUCAAUGGCAAAGAGGAAAUUGAGCAGGAGCAAGAACAGCUUUCCUUCAGUAAAAGUUCAGAGGAAGGAAGAAUUGGAAGUACCAAAGGUGUUACUCAGGACACAGACACUCCUGAAAAAGGAAGCAGGGCACCAACUGAAUCCCCUGUGUCACUCCUAAGCCAAAAAAACUUGUUUUGGUUUCCAUCAGAGGCUUUCAGUGAGCCCGAAUCAGAGAAAGAGACAGACGAUUCCACUAAAGCACAGUUUUCUGAAGGUGAUAACCACAUUGGAGUGAAGGCACCCUAUGAUGAACCUGGUGCCAAAAUAUUUUAUGACAGUGAGGAUUUCCCCAUUGGACCCAUUCUCACAACUAAUGAUACGAAGGCAGAGAUAGAUGCAGUUGCCAUCACUGAUGAAUCAUGGUUAGAUGGCUAUCCAGUAACGCAAGAAGUGGUAGAGGAUGAUGAAGAGGAAGGGGAUAAAGUUGAUGGUUCAAUGGGAACUGAAGAUGAUGUUGUCCUCACAACUGACCAACCAAAUCAUGUUGAAGUAAGAAAAUCAGGCAGUGGUAGCCCAGCUCCAGAGAAAGGUUUAACACAGAUUGUGGCAACAACAACAAAAGCAGAUGAUGAAGGGACCAAAGAGACACCAGUGCUACUUACAUCAGUGAGUGGUCUGGAGAACUUAAGCACGAGCAGAGGUUAUGAUGAUACCGCAUGGGACCACUCAACUACAUCUCUGGAAACUGUGACUCAGGAGCCUGGUACAGCGAUGCCGUUUGACAUAACCAGCUUAAAAACAUCCAUGUCAGAAACCUCUGUGAUGGUCAGCUCCUCUGAUCACACUCCGUAUGCAGAAACAAAAGAAACAACCACCUACCCUGCACAAAUAGCAACCACUGCAGCAGCUCCAGAUAUUACUGACAUGUCAUCCCAGGAAUUAGCUGAGCAAGAAAAUCUCACCCAGGGCCUUGGAGAAAAGCCCGUCCCCACUUCUGAUCCGUGUGAGGGAGAGGAUUGUCCCAGGUCCAGUAAAGGUGCUAUCAUAGCAGCAAUUGUGAUCCUUCUCUGUUUGUUACUAGUUGCAGCUGUACUGGCUGUGUGGUUCUUCAAAAAACGGCAGGAAAAAAAUUCUGUCUAUAAACUCAAUGGAAGGUGUCAGCCCAAGCAUCAUUGCUACCACCACUACCACCACCAGCACAUCGAAAUGCAGAAAGUCUAACGAGGGGCCUUUGGGCAGAGAUGCUAGAAAUCGGAAGGAAAACAUACUGAUGCUAGAAGGAUCACAUGACUCAUGGAUGCUAAAAUCCAGCAGUGCAGAGAGCAGAAGAAAAAAAGAAU